Agelaius phoeniceus (red-winged blackbird) is the source of this 2853-nucleotide messenger RNA. The record is from RefSeq and is a predicted model, not a curated record. Lineage: Eukaryota; Metazoa; Chordata; Aves; Passeriformes; Icteridae.
AUGGGCCGGCAGCGGGGCCGGGCUCCAUCGGCCGGCACCGGGCCGGGCUCCAUGGGCCGGCAGCGGGGCCGGGCUCCAUCGGCCGGCACCGGGCCGGGCUCCAUGGGCCGGCAGCGGGGUCCCGCGGACUGCGGCCGGGCCGGGCUCAGCAGCCGCGGUUUGUCCCGGUCGGGGCACGGCGGCUGCUCCCUCGGCGGAACAGCGGAGCACUGGGUUGCCGUGCUGACUCCCUCUGCGUUCCAGAAGGAGAUGUCUCUGAGCACCAAGCAGAGGCUGGCCAGAGCUAAGAAGCUGAGGCUGCCUCAGGCUGUCCAGCCUCAAGACAAGCCUGGGACCUCCCAUCACAAGUUCUCAGCAGCUGACCCAGAGCAGAGCUCAAUUCAGCCUUGCCCACCAGAGGUGGUGUUCCAGAACUACAGCCCCAAUGAGGUCUGUGAAGUGCCGCUGAUUCUGAGGAACAGGGACAAGGUUCCUCACUUGGUGAAGGUCACCAUGAAGAUCUCACCUUAUUUCCAGCUGGUGGGCCCCAAUGACGCGUGCCGCAAGGUGCCACCGGGCCUCUACAUGACUGUCCGCAUCCUCUUCACCCCUGGGCAGAAAAAGGAUUAUUCCUAUGAGCUCACCUGCACCACUGAAAGGGAAGAGUUCAUUGUGCCAAUCCGGGCCAUUGGUCCCCGAGCCAUCCUGGACUUUCCUGACCAGCUGGACUUCUCCGAGUGUCCGGUCAAGCACAGCAUCCAGAAGACUCUGCUGGUUCACAAUGUUGGUAACCGGAGAGCUUAUUACCAGCUGAGCACCCAGAGCCCUUUCUCUGUCAUUCCGACCACGGGAGCUCUGGAUGUUGGUGACGCUGUGCAGGUGGCAGUGGAAUUUCAGCCACUGAAGACUGGUGACCAUUCCGGGUCCCUUGUUGUGCACUACGACACAGGUGAAGACACCCACACAAGCCUUCAUGGAAGAGCUGUGGAGGCCCCAAUCGGGCUGGACAGGAACACUGUGACCCUGGAGAAGACGUACAUCAGCAUGUCAAACAGCGCAACUGUGCUCAUCCACAACCACAGUGAUAUCACAGCCCGCUUCCAGUGGAAGGCUGUUGCUACUCAGGAACAGGAGGAUCAGCUGAGGCUGAGGCAGUAUCACAGGAUAUAUCAGCAGCAAAGGCAGAAGUUGUAUGGUUUUCUGAAGGAGCGUGAAGUGGACAUCACUUGCCAAGAACUCCUUGCUCUUCUCAACCACACCUUCCAGAGUGAGAUAGCAAAGAUCAGAGGGGAUCUCAUGCUGUUAGACGGCAUUUUCUCCCUUCAGCCGAAGGAGGGUGAGAUCAGGCCGAACUGCUCUGCUGAAAUCAGCGUGUUCUUCACGCCCCAGGCAGCCCAGGUGUACGAGCGAACAGUUUACUGCGACAUCUCGGGCCGUGAGAACAGGCUGCCCCUGCUCCUCACAGGGGAAGGCCUUGGGCCCCAGGUCCAUUUCCACUUUGAGGAAAUGAACAUCAGGGAGGUUUCUGUCAGAGUAACCCACAGAUAUGAGGCAUACCUGAUCAACAGUGGGCCUAUUGAGGCUCCCUUCAAGCUCAUCCCUCCAACCACAGCCAUGGGCUCCUGCUUCACCUUCCUGCCCCAGGAGGGCAUCGUGGCACCAGAGAAGCUCCAGGUCAUCCGGGUCUCCUUCUGUCCCACCAUCCGGGGGGAGUUUGAGGAAGAAUUCCACUUCCAUGUGACCGAAUCCCCUAAGCCUGUGACCUUCACUGUCAGGGGCUCUGUGAUGGGACCCACUUUCCAUUUUGAUGUGCCUGCCCUGCACUUCGGUGACGUUGCCUUUGGUUUUCCUCGUACCUUGAAGUGUUGCCUGUUUAACACCUCCCUAACACCCAUGGGCUUCUUCCUCUACGUUCCUGGGGAUGGCGUGGGACUGCCCAGUAUUGACAGCUCUACUCAGAUAGUCAAACCCAGCAGCCAGGCUUGGAGGAGGCCAGCUCAAGUUGUGAGGAAGCCAAGGGAAUUUACCAUAAGUCCCUGCAGCGGGACCGUCCGUGCCCUGGGAUCCCAGGAUAUCAAGGUCACCCUGUGUCCCAACACUGUUGGGGAGUACAAGGUGGAGCUGGUGCUGGACGCGGAAGAUGUCGGCAAGAAGGCGUUUGCACUGCCCCUCACAGCCAGGUGCAUCGUUCCUUCAUUGCAAGUGCUCAACCCUGUCCUGGAACUGGGGCACUGCUGCUUGAAGGUCCGUUAUGAUGAGAAGGUGACCCUGGUGAAUGACAGCGACUUUCCUGCCUCCUACUGUGUUCUCACUCAGGAACACAAGAAGGAGGCUGCUCUGUGGUACUUCAGCCCUACACCCUCUGGCAUUAUCGAGGCUCACAGCUCGAUGGAGAUCCCAAUUGAACUCGAGGCCCAGUUGCUGGGACAGUGCAAGAUCACUGCUAAGCUGGCCGUGUUUGGGAGCGAAUCCCCACUGGAGAUCCGUCUGGAGUGCGUUUGCCAGGGCCCCGUUGUCUAUGUCCAUCCCAGGGAGAUAAACUUCGGCUCUAUCCCAGUCCUAGAAGAUCGUUCCAAAACUCUCCACCUUGCCAAUCAGUGUGAGAUUCCUGCAACCUUCCAGGUGGAGAUGGCUGGGAAACGUUCCUGCUGGAGGGUUGAGCCCAGCAAAGGAGUGGUCCCCCCUAAUUCUGAGGUGUCUGUGGCUGUCAUAGCAAACCUGAAUGACACAGUGAAAUUCCAGGAGAAGGUGAAGGUGUUCAUUCAGAACAACCCUGUGACCAUCAUCUCUCUCCAGGCUGUGGGCAUUGGCACCACAGUUGUCACAGACAAACCUCUCAUUCCAAAGCUCGACUUGAAGUCCUGCUUCAGGUAG